AUAAAUGUGACCGAAGAUAAGUUUGAUUGUUCAGACAAACAUACAUUCAAAACUCUCUUCUCUGCGAAGGUAACUGCACGGCGGUGAACAGAGUAGUAAGAUGAAUAGCAGCAGCUCCGUUUCUAUGCAAAUAUUCAUAGACAUCAUGUUUGAAAACAAGAGGUUCCCUCUGAUGGUUAAGAGUUCAGACACGAUACUUGACGUGAAGAAGAAGAUUCAGGACAAGGAAGGGAUCCCAGUGCACGGAUAUGACUUGUUCUUUGACAAUGAGGCGCUAUGUUCCAACCGCCACACCCUUGCCAACUACAACAUCCAAGAUAAUUCAACUAUUGACCUCGUUGUCCGUAUCAUGGCGGAUUAGAUCACCACCUCAUCUUGCUGCCGCCAUAGGCGACACUAUAAAUGAAAUCAAACAUUUUAACAGUACUUUUGUUCUGUCUUGAGCUGUAUGAUGAUUUCUUUUACUUGGGAUGAUUUUCAGCAUUUAAAUAAACAUAUUUACUUUUUAA
Medicago truncatula (barrel medic) is the source of this 509-nucleotide messenger RNA. RefSeq names its product ubiquitin. The coding region runs from base 101 to 361 and encodes 86 amino acids. The transcript has 2 exons. The record is from RefSeq and is a predicted model, not a curated record. Lineage: Eukaryota; Viridiplantae; Streptophyta; Magnoliopsida; Fabales; Fabaceae. Gene Ontology annotation, molecular function: protein binding.